AUGAGCCCCACUCCUCACUCCGCGACAAAAUCUUAUAGGCCCAAUGGAAACAAGAAAGCGAACGGAACCAAGGCCGGAGACAAUGAUCUCAAGGAAGGAUUUGAUGCCAUUGUCAUGGCGAGGAAAGAGUAUGCCAAAGAGAAAAGAAUCUUGAAGCUCAAGGAAAUAGAGGAGAGGAGUGAGGCCGAGCGGCGAAGGGCGGCGACCGAGGAGAAGAGGGCGGCAGCCGAGGAGAGGUUGGCCGCGGCCGAGGAGAGGAAGGUAGACCUAGAGGAGAAGAAGGCCGCGGCCGACGAGAGGAAGAUGGUUGAGGAGAGGACACUCAAGUUUAUGUUUAUGGACACAUCAACUCUUGAUGUCAAGGCAAAGGCAUAUGUUGAACUUUGUCGCGAUGAAAUGCUCAUGAAGGAGCAAAUGCUCAUGAGGCAAAUGAUGAUGGGAGGAGGCAUGGGAGGUGCCAUGGGUGGUGCCAUGGGAGGAGGCAUGGGAGAUGCCAUGGGAGGAGGCAUGGGAGGUGCCAUGGGUGGUUACAUGAACAUGAUUGGAGGUUCCAUGAAUGGUGCAUUUGGCGGAAACAUGGGAGGUGGCUUCGGUGGCUACAUGGAAGGUGGCUUUGGCGGCAUGGGAGGUGCUUUUGGUGGCAACAUGAUGGGUGGCUUGGGAGGUGGCUAUGGCGGCAACAUGAGUGGCGCUGGAGGUGGCUAUGGCGGCAACAUGGGAUGCAAUGAAGAUGCUUCCGGUGGUGCUCACGGCAACGAGAGUUCACCGCUUGUUGAGAACGUCGACAAAGACGGUGGUGAAGAUGAUGAUCGUACCACGGUUCACAACGCCGGUGGUGUUGGUGACCCGCAUGAGUAA
Aegilops tauschii subsp. strangulata is the source of this 858-nucleotide messenger RNA. Lineage: Eukaryota; Viridiplantae; Streptophyta; Magnoliopsida; Poales; Poaceae. The record is from RefSeq and is a predicted model, not a curated record.